This is a messenger RNA of Frankliniella occidentalis (western flower thrips), 2120 nucleotides long. Its product is annotated as zinc finger protein 26-like. The transcript is spliced from 5 exons. Lineage: Eukaryota; Metazoa; Arthropoda; Insecta; Thysanoptera; Thripidae. Gene Ontology annotation, biological process: regulation of DNA-templated transcription. The coding region runs from base 258 to 2120 and encodes 620 amino acids. The record is from RefSeq and is a predicted model, not a curated record. Gene Ontology annotation, molecular function: DNA-binding transcription factor activity, RNA polymerase II-specific; RNA polymerase II cis-regulatory region sequence-specific DNA binding; zinc ion binding.
UUGUCUUGCCUGUUUUCGGAUUUCGGCGCGCAAGAUUGGUGACCGUUGGAUGGUGGACUAUUUCUUCCCUUGAUAAUGAUGUAAUAGUGCUGGAAGGUCUGUAGGUGACAGCAACAAGCCUGACAAGUGCAAGGUCCAAUUCAACAACUCUGUGUGUUUGUUGAAAACCGCACCAAAGGAUUUCUCUAGAUCUGGGUCAUCGGACUGGGAAUCAACGUAGUUUGCCAGACACCGAAAGCGAUAGUUUAAGUUCCAACAUGUCGACGGUGACCACGCGAAUUGGCACUCGCCGCUGUAUCACCUCGACCCUGGCAGCUGAAGUGCACAGAAAACGGGAGAUUCAGAAACCGUUUGAGUGCAGCGUUUGCUACAAAACAUUUUCCGAGUCCAGAAAUGUAAAAAGGCACCAUCGCACCCACACUGGAGAGAAGCCAUUUGAGUGCAGCGUGUGCAACAAAUCAUUUUCCCAGUCAGGUGACCUAAAAAGGCACCUUCACACGCACAAUGAAGAAAAGCCAUUUGAGUGCAGCGUUUGCAACAAAACCUUUGCCUCAUCCAGGGUGCUUAAACAGCAUAUCCGCACCCAUACUGGAGAAAAGCCAUUUGAGUGCAACGUGUGCAACAAAACAUUUUCCCAGUCAGGGAGUCUUGAAGUGCAUCUCCGCACCCACACUGGAGAGAAGCCAUUUGCAUGCAGCGUUUGCAACAAAACCUUUGCCACCUCCAGUGGCCUUAGAGAGCAUCUUGCCACCCACACUGGAGAAAAAACAUUUAAGUGCAGCAUUUGCAGGAAACCAUUUGCAACCUCCAGUGUUCUUAAACGGCAUCUCCGCACCCACACUGGAGAAAAGCCAUUUGAGUGCAGCGUGUGCAACAAAACGUUUUCCCAGUCAGGGAUUCUUAAAGUGCAUAUCCGCACCCACACUGGAGAAAAGCCAUUUGAGUGCAGCGUUUGCCACAAAACAUUUGCCACCUCCAGUGACCUUAAACUUCAUUGCCGGUACCACACUGGAGAAAAGCCAUUUGAGUGCAGUGUGUGCUACAAGACAUUUGUCCGUUCAGGGCAUCUUAAAGAGCACCUCGUUACCCACACUGGAAAAAAGUCAUUUGAGUGCAGCGUGUGCAACAAAACAUUUGCCACCCCUGGUCAGCUUAAACUGCAUCUCUACACACACACUGGUGGAAAGCCAUUUGAGUGCAGUGUGUGCAACAAGACAUAUGCCCAGUCAGCGUACCUGAAAGUGCAUCUCCGCACCCACACUGGAGAAAAGCCAUUUAAGUGCAGCGUUUGCAACAAAACCUUUGCCACCUCCAGUAAACUUAAACAGCAUUUCCUCACCCACACUGGAGAAAAGCCAUUUGAGUGCAACGUGUGCAACAAAACAUUUUCCCAGUCAGGGAGUCUUCAAGUGCAUCUCCGCACCCACACUGGAGAGAAGCCAUUUGCUUGCAUCAUUUGCAACAAAACAUUUUCCCAGUCAGGGGGGCUUCAACACACUGGAGAGAAGCCAUUUGCUUGCAUCAUUUGCAACAAAACAUUUUCCCAGUCAGGGGGGCUUCAAGUGCAUCUCCGCACCCACACUGGAAAGAAGCCACUUGCUUGCAGCGUUUGCAACAAAACCUUUUCCACCUUCAGUGUCCUUAAAGAGCAUCUCGGUACCCACACUGCUGAAAAACCAUUUGAGUGCAGUGUUUGCAACAAGACAUACGCCCGGUCAUGGCACCUUAAAGUGCAUUUCCGCACUCACACUGGAGAAAAGCCAUUUGAGUGCAGCGUGUGCAACAAAACAUUUGCCACCCCUGGUCAGCUUAAACUGCAUCUCUACACUCACACUGGAGGAAAGCCAUUUGAGUGCAGCGUUUGCAACAAAACAUUUGGCACCUCUAGUAAACUUAAACAGCAUCUCCGCACCCACACUGGAGAAAAGCCAUACGAGUGCAGCGUUUGCAACAAAACCGUUUCCUCCUCCAGUGAUCUAAAAGUGCAUCUCCGCACCCACACUGGAGAAAAGCCAUUUGAGUGCAGUGUCUGCAACAAGACAUAUGCAUCUCCGCACCCACACUGGAGAAAAGCCAUACGAGUGCAGCGUUUGCAACAAAACCGUUUCCUCCUCCAGUGA